Messenger RNA from Nerophis ophidion (straightnose pipefish), 4385 nucleotides. RefSeq names its product sodium channel, voltage-gated, type IV, beta b (gene scn4bb). The coding region runs from base 413 to 1129 and encodes 238 amino acids. NCBI's taxonomy places the organism in Eukaryota, Metazoa, Chordata, Actinopteri, Syngnathiformes, Syngnathidae. The transcript has 6 exons. Gene Ontology annotation, biological process: cardiac muscle cell action potential involved in contraction; regulation of ventricular cardiac muscle cell membrane repolarization; regulation of sodium ion transmembrane transporter activity. Gene Ontology annotation, cellular component: voltage-gated sodium channel complex; membrane. The record is from RefSeq and is a predicted model, not a curated record. Gene Ontology annotation, molecular function: sodium channel regulator activity; transmembrane transporter binding.
CAAAAGUUGUUGGAUAGCCUGAGGGGGCGAAUAUAGGAGGAGGAGUCAUCUCCUCUGCGGGGGAGUGCGAGAGGGGGGCUCCAGCGGCAGCGUUACCUUCGUCCGGCUGCCUCUCCUCUCUAAUUGUAUCUGUAAGCCGGCUGCUCCUGCAAUGUGGCAGUCGCUGCAGCGAGAGUGCAGGCAGGCGGAUUCUCCUUGAAUGAACUCUGACUGUGCAGUGCAGUGAGAAGUGGCCGCUGAUCCACUGUGCCACGAGGGGGGCUUCAGGAAAGAAUACGCUGGCUGACACUCAAGCAGCUUAUCGAUUUAACGCAAGAAACUAAUUAUUGGCUGCACAGGGAUUAAGGAUAUCAUUUUAACAGUCAACCCAAGUCAGACCUGGAUCUUGUCAUUGUUUGGCAGCAGAUAUUCCAUGGCUACGGAGGUCCAUUGGAUCGGGGUCCAUGCCCUGAAGAUGGGCCUUCCACAGACAGCCGUCAACUUGAUCGUCACCAUCUUACUUGGUGUGAGGGCCGCUCAGGCCCUGGAGAUGUCCGUCGGGAAGAUUCCCUCCCUGCAGGCUGUGAAUGGCAGCACAGUCCUGUUGCCCUGCACCUAUGCCAGCUGCAUCGGCAUUGAGCACCUUUAUUUCAACUGGCAGUUCGAUCACAACGGUGUCAUGAAAAAGGUGUGCGAGGCCGUGAUACAGUCAGAAGGGGUGGUGCCGAAGGUGAAGAUGUACGAAGAGCGUUUUGAAUUUGUGGGGAAAAACGAGAAAAACAACAUUUCCAUCUUGUUGUGGAACAUCACCUUCGAGGAUGCAGGCCAGUACACAUGUUUUGGACGCAACCGCAAAGAAAAGGAAAAGAACCACAGCGCCGUCUUCAGUCUCAUUGUGGUGGAGGAGUUGAGGGAGGUGGACAACACGCUGACCAUCAUCAUUGCCUCAGCAGUGGGCGGAGCCAUCGCACUGCUCAUGGGCUUCAUGCUGCUGAAGAACUUCACUCUCUUUGUUCUUUCCAAGCUUGAGGAGAAAAAUAAGGAGUGCCUUGUAACUUCAUCAGGGAUCGACAACACAGACAACGGCCUCUCAGGAUCCAAAGUGGAUUCGAAACCCAAAACACCAAAACAACCAAACACCAAGAAAUGAGGAUGCGCACAUAUUCUAAACCAUAGGAGUGCUUUUAUUUAUGCGCCUUCAUCAAUAGAAUUCUACUGUACAAGCCCACCAGGUAUGCACAGGAAUAAUGUCAUAAUGUUUGAGAAACAUGCUUUUGUCUUAUGCGCACUAAAAAAAACAACCAAAGACACUUAUCUCACUAUUUUUCACCUUUAAUAUUUCAUUCUAUUAGCAACUAUUCUACUUCCAUUAUACAAAAAUGUAUUCCAUUUUUACACAUUUAAUACCAUUAAUGAUGAUACCAUGAGCACCAAAGUGCAUCUUUGAUUUGUGCCUUUUCUGUGUGCGGCACAAAUCAAAUGAAAUCAUUUUGGUUCCAUUUUGCUGCCCAAAAAUUACCAUAUUGACCCAAAUAGGAGACGACCCUUAAUAUAAGAUGUUUUUCAAAACUAUAUUCAUAAAGACUCAAAUUAUGCAACAACAUUACGGUAUUCGUGCAAGCAAUAGCCAAGUAUAAAUUUGUCACAGAGUGACUGGGUGGGUCACUAAACAGAACUAAACAGAACACUAACUUGACUUAGGGUGUGAACAAGAAUGACACACAACACAACGUGUAACAGGUAAGUUGAACACACAAAAAGCCUGGUUUACAAAAACCCCAAAUAACAAAUGCUACAAAAUUGAGUGUACUAUUAGUGGCUGUGUUUGGGGUGAUCUACUCAGACUGCAUGUACAAUUGGUAACAAGAGCAAAGGUGGUGCAGACCGCUUUGUCACCAUGGAGACACUCAUUUCCUGUAUAUGUCUUGUGCUCCAACUUGUGAUAUUUUGCUAUGCUGUGAAACAUGUAGCACAGAAAUAUAUGUUCUACCCUUUCUGGCAAUAUAGAAGUGCAAUCUAGACAACAGAACCUAUUUUUAGCAUGCCAAGGGUGCCCUCUGCUGCUGUGCCAAAAACACCGCAGAGUGAUCCAGAUGCAAGAAAAUACAUGUUUUAAGAGAUUAUUUCAUUUUCAUAUAAAACAAACGCCAUUUAUUUGGCAAAAUGCCAGCAGGCACCAAAGCAAAUCAAUUGAAUUUUAUUUGGUGUCUACUGUCUCCAAUCAGCCCCUGAAGUCAUCAAGCUGUCAAAAUAAUAUGUUGCUAAAUAGACAGUAUUUUGAUACUGUAAGUUCUGACAGUCCAAAUAUGUCAGCACGCAUACAGAUGGAUUCCCUCUCCAUCGUCUGUUAUUGCAACACAAUCCUUUCUUUUUGUGCCAAUUUGUGCGUAACUGUGCCAGUUUGCACAUACCUUCCAAAAAAUAGACAUAACAGUGUCCGCAAACACUUUUAAGGCUUGAUAAAUCACACUGAUAGUGCUAAAUGAUUAUGUUUGCAUCACCUCCUGUGUUCUAAUAAUCAGCACAUACAUGAAGACAGACACGCUAAAUGGAUUGCACUCUCUAUUUUGCUCAUUUAACAGACACAAUCCUUGGCGCACAGGCUUAGUAGAUCAGCUUUGCGUGUGCUAUCAAGUUUGCACGUCUUUUAGUACAUCGGAACCAUUAGUAGAUCAGGCCCACGGAGAAACUACUACUACCAUGUGGAGAUAACAAGCAACAACUUAGCACAACAAUCCUGUUAUUUACUAAAGCUGUGAUACUUGUGCUUUCAUCCAUUAGUCUGGACAAACCAAUAUACAUAAAUUAAUCAGACUAAAGGCUGCACAGGGAAAACUAUAUGCAUAAAGUAAAAACAUGAUCGAAUGACAGAAUGUCUGCAAGGUUGAAUACAUUGAUUUUUUUUUUCUUUUCUACUAUUUUAACCAGCUCAGAAGAGCAAGUUGACUGCAAGGCACCCAUUUUUGAAUGCUACACAAACCGAAGAUACAGGCCAGCAAUUACAACACAAACCAUACUGAAAUUUUAAAUAUAUAAGACAAAUUGUGUCCGAAGGGCUGUUUCUCUGCGCCACUCACUCUCAGUUAGUGUGACUGAUUUUUUCAUACACCAUGGAGACUUAUUGGUUUGAACUGUAUAAACAAGUUUUAGAGGAGUUUUCAAGGGAAAUAUUUUGAGGUUAAGAUACCAUCUAAAAUUCAGGUCAAUUUAGUAUCUUAAUACGAACACUGAGUGAUUCCCCCUGUCAAAAACGAUUUAAUCAGUCUUUUUUUGUGUGAACUAUCACAUUGUCUUAAUUUUACUUGUACAGUUAAUUGGCCAUUCCAACAAAUCACUUCAAUUUGCUUGUUGGGACUUUCAAAAUAAUCAGAGUUAGUCUUUUAUGACCUCUAAAUGUAAUAAUACUCAUAUUGAACUACUUUAAUAUAUAUUUGCCCAUCGAAAGCAACUUUACUUAAUUUUUCUACGAGGUCCCUAAGCUGAAAAUAACUCAUUUGUGUAACAGGACUGAAAGUAACAGGAGUAAGUUUUUAGCUUAGAAUCUGCAAAUACAUGAAGUAAAGAUACACGACAUUUAUGCAAUUAGCAUGUUCACACUAAAUAACAUUAUUAUUGGCUUAUGGAGAUUAUAUUAUUUCUAAAAAAAAGUAUUUCAAAUAUUAACUAAUAAAAGUAUUGUAGGUAACAGGGCUGGGCUAAUUUAUUAACCCCCAGUCGUAGGAAAAUUAAACAAUAUACAGAACAUUAAUGAGUGAACUAUACUUUUGGCCGUCUGAUGGCCUGUUCAGCAUAGGUUUUUUUAUGAGGGCCACAUCACAAUUAUGGCUGCCCUUAGAGGGCCACCAAUGAUGUGGCAGGCCAUGUUAAACGAUUUGGACGACCACAUUAAACAGCCCGAAAGACCACAUUGAAUGAUGUGGAAGACCACUUCAAAUGACCCGAAAGACUACAUUGAAUGAUGUGACGGCCACAUUAAAUAAUGUGGAAGGCCACUUUAUAUGGUAUAGAAGACCAAAUUAAUUGAUGUGGCGCACCACUUUAAAUGAUGUGGACGACUAUUUUCAAUGAUUUAGAAGACCAAAUUAAUUGAUGUGGCGCACCAAUUUAAAUGAUGUGGAAGACUACUUUAAAUGAUUUAGAAGACCACUUAAAAUGACCCGGAAGUCCACAUUAAAUGAUGUGACGGCCACAUUAGAUAACAUGGCCACUUUAAAUGAUGUGGAAGUAGACCACAUUAAAUGAUGUGGCAGACAUGUCCUGUGUACCAUGUGACUCGUAGAACAUUCCACAUGUUUUAUGUAAUAUGUUAAAGUAACAGCAAUGAGUUAAAACCAAGUGGUGCGACUAAAGUUACAAUUUUAUGACAAUUGUUUUUUUUAAUUGGAAAUGUUGAGAUAAAGAAUAAC